Megalopta genalis is the source of this 8073-nucleotide messenger RNA. RefSeq lists its product as uncharacterized. Lineage: Eukaryota; Metazoa; Arthropoda; Insecta; Hymenoptera; Halictidae. Gene Ontology annotation, molecular function: protein binding. The record is from RefSeq and is a predicted model, not a curated record.
GCGUCACCUAGCGAGGACUACAGCAGACAAUCUCACGCUUUCGUAUUGGGAACGAUCAUCGCAUAUUUAUGUCUUUCGAAUAACAAACAAGCAAAAGUCUGCUAGUAUCGUACCGUUAAUAUUCGCCGAAUUUCGAAGCGGACACGUCGUACAAAAUGCGCGGAAUCAUUCUGCUCAGUAAGAACGCAUAAUUAUGAUACAACUGGACCGGUGUUCGAGAAUCGAAAUAAUGCGAGGUGGACAAGUAUGAAAUAUUAAACAUGUCUCAUGGCUGGAGGCAGGAACAACAACAAGCGAAGUGGAAAUUUAGACAGAACACAUCAAUGGCACUGUUGCCAUCAACCGUAUGCUUCUGUCGUGCCUGAACUUCCUUCGAGCAUUACAUUUAAAAAGUAUCAGCUUGCCGAGAAGAAUCGCAUUAUUGCAAAAAGUCUUAGCGAUCUACAAAAUAAUAUUUGGAGAAUAUUUACGGACUCCUUGUAUUGUGAUCUUAACAUAAUACAUGGAUAUAAUAUAAUACGAACAAACCAGUGUGUCGUUAAAACCAGAGCACCACAUUUUUAUAAGGUUCUCCAACCUUAUUUUAUAUACGUUAAUAAUCAUAUUGAUUGCAUCCUUGAUAAACCAGGAAUUUUUCAUCAUAUUCAAGGCUUUGUGAGGCGUUUGUAUAGCAAUACAAAUUUAUUGCAAGAAGAGCAGAUAUUGGUGGAACUCAUUUCGAAUGUUACUUAUACAUCGAAACUUGUGAACGCAUCUCGCGUUAAUGUUACUUUCAACAUCGACAAAAGGUAUGCGGAUUGCCCAAAAACAGAUUGCAGUUCAACGGUAAAAUUUAGAAAUGCAAGAAACGUAGAGGAGUACGUUGCAGCGGAUGUAAGUCCCACUUUAUCCGAUAUGGCUGAUUCUGGUUUAGAAACUGGUUCUGUAAGUCCACACGAAAACACGGCCUCCGAAAAUUCGAGUACCGAUUUCGAAGAAUUACAAGUCACCGAAUAUACAUCUACGAACGAAGAGUUUGACAAGAUACGCGUUAGGUGUGUCAAUAAUAGAGAUCAGAAGGUAGUCGUAGAUUCGGAUCGCUAUGAUUCCGCCAAUAAUUACAAUAGUACAUGCCAUAUAAGAGACUUGGUGGAAUCAGGAUUGAUGGAAUGCGCAUCGAACGACCAUAGCGCAACAUGCUCUUCCGUCGACGCGGAACAACCGCAUCUAGAUUCCUCUAGUUCGUCGGCAGAGAACGCUCAAAAGGCUAAAUUGCACACGGAUGAAAUUUUUCAAUAUGAAAACCAAGUCCUUAGCGAUCCAUUUUACGAAUCGGACUGUGGCAGCGAUGAAAACGAAUUGUUUGAAUUCGUUGACCUCGGCAAUGCAUCUUCUGUAAAUACCGAUGUGGAGAAGGAAUCGACUAAAGGAGAGUCCACGGAGAAGCCGCAAGAAGAAAAGAAACUGGCCAGCCAUGAUUGCUCUCAAGGUGGAACUACGCAAUCAGAAAAUGCAAGGCUCGAAGAAUCGUGCGAAGCGCCGAAACAGAAAAGUUCCUGUAGCACAAGCAACUAUUACUUUAUCGAUGCCUCGACCCUUAGCGACGAAGUUGUGGUACCAACUUCGAAGGUAACCAAAAAUCUAUGUCUCGUUGAAAAGCCGCAAUUGUAUUCUUCCUAUCCUUCCGAAUAUGCCGCAAGCAAAAGCAAAUCGAACGAUUCUGCCGAUGAGCAAUGUUACAAAUUUACAUCCGUUAAAACUAGUAAUUUGCAAACUGGACACGAAAGGGUGGCAGAGUUUGAGAGAGAGUUGAAGCUCACGGAAUACCUGGAACCGCUUACGGAUACAAGAAAGAUAAGAAGAACCGAUUCAACGUCCGAAGAUAAAAUUAAUAUAAGCACCGAAACGAACAAAGAGUCUUUAGUUGUAGAAAUUAAGGAGGCUGACAGCGGCGAGAGCUCGCACCCGUCUCCUUAUCCCGACAAUAAUAAGAAUAUGAAUAACGAUCGACACGGUGUGCCGCGAACGAAUACCGACAAUGAAGCCGCCCCGGUGAACUUGGUAAGUGACAAAGGAGAAAUCACCGAGAAAACCGAUGCCGAAGAUCCAAACUUUGCGGAAGACACCCGACGACCCUCUCUUAUCAGGAGAAACACAUUCGAGUUGGAUUCUAACGACGAGAAGUUGUCGGUGUUGAGACAAGAAUAUGAACGGCGGCAGGGUACUUUGGUAUUCCAAAAUGCUAUACCUCAAUAUUCAGGACAUCGCGUCGACGGCGAUUCAUGUUUUAUCCCACCAGACGAACCCUCGAUUCCCAUGAGCAACGUGCUCAACAAAUUUACCAUGGAUGUUCCAAUCUCAUCCGCUACUCAAUAUCAUGCGAUGCCAUAUCUGUCACUGGACAAUGGAAAAUACGAGGUUGAUCAGAUGUCGGCGGAUUCUGGUAAUCCUCAGCAGAACGACGGUAAAACUAGCGUAACUUAUCCAGUAACUAAAAGUGCCAGCGAUAAAAUGGUAAUGGACUACGACGUAGAGCCGGACAAUGGAUCGAGCAGUUGUAGCAACAGUCUGCCGGUCACGUUGAACUGUAUAUUGGAAAAGGACGCUAAAACGGAUAUCUUGAAAAAGACUGUUAAGAAUAUCAAGUGUGACGAGACUACACCGAUUAUUUCGGGUGGAGUUAGCACGUCCGACUAUUCAAAACCUACCGAUAGUCCUACUGUGCGACGGAAAACGGAGUCUACUCCUAUUGUUUCAGGAGGUUCUGUCAUCAUGAGCGAACCUGAAGUAAGAGUGAAAUCAGCGAGAAUGUCUUCUUCAAUGACCGCGUGGGUGGUCGACAUGAGCGACUGCAACAAAAACGACCCGAAACCAACGUCAAAUUCCCAUGUAGGCAUGUCUCAAAGUUUUUCAACUUCUGAAUGCGUGAAAAAACCAAUUAUGAGGAAAACAAGUAGCCAUGAAAAGCACGGUAGCCUGGGAUUUUUCGUUAACUUGAAAGAUAUGGAUUGCAAGCCGAUUACUCAACAGCAGCAGCAGCAGCAGCCGCAGCAGCAACAACAACAACAACAACAACAACAACAACAACAGCUGCAGCAACAGCAGAUUUGUCUACCACAGAGAAGAGAUCAACAAGAAGGUAGCAAAUCCUACUGCGAAUUUUAUGUUGACAUGUCUGCAGCGAAUAGCGUAUCGAAGAUCAAGAAAAUUGAAACGGAAGACUCUGCCGCCAAGCCUGACAAGGUCGUUGAAGGAGCGGACAAGAAGAAUAUAUUCUCUAUGUUCAUAGAUUUAAGUGAUCCGCCUACGAGCGCAGAGACCACUGUACAGGCAACGCACAGAAGAAGUUUUUCCACGUUUUAUGACAAACGUGUGGAAUUCAAAUCGGAGGACAGUAUCAAAUCAGAGAACACUACUGCUAGAGAAGACCAAUCGUUGAGCGAUCAAAAAUGCGUUAGAGAGAAGGCCAAGCCAAGCGUGUUUAUGUACAUAGAGUCUGAUUCUCCGGUAGUUAGAAGAAGGACUUUGUCCACGUCGCGACCAACGUUCAAACGACAUUCGUGGAAUGUCGAUAAGACCCAAGGUGCUAAUACCAAUAACGGACACAUCGCGAAAGAAAUUAUAUUCAGGAAAGAGCACAAACGGGCGCACAGUCUCUCCGUAGACCGUGGAGACUUGAAGAAAGUACAAGCGAAGCCCAGUUCUUCGAGUCAUUCUUUGAGCGACGCGAUAAAACCGGAAUGCGGCUCUCAAAGAAACUCGAAACUACUGAAGGAGGGUAACGGAGCAUUGAGUAAUAUGGACACAUCUUCGGAGGACGCCUUUGAAUACGAUACAAGAGACACACCCCCGAAUUCUCACGUCGAAGUGAUCAACGAAGAACUUCGUGUGAGCAUAAAGGAACACGACUACACGGAGUUGAAAGCCGACCGAAUCGGAGACAACGUUAACGCUACGGAUCCCAAGACGUACGAGGAUGAAUUUUCAGAGCCUUCCGCGUGGGAGAAAACUUGUACAGAGAGCACCGAAGGACAAACGCGUAAAAGCGAAACAUUUGAUAUUAGUAGCGGUAGCGGACCAUCCCCCGACAGCGAUAAUCACGAUUACGAAUUGUCAGAAUUAUUGAACGGUGAAGUGCCAAACAUAGAUCGAGCACAAGUAGUGCCUGCCGUAGGUAAUAAGAUAUCUGAAACGCAUAAAUCUUUGAACGAAACGAUCAAGAAGAUCGAAAGCGAGUUCAAGGGUCCGGAUUAUGAGAAGCCAGGGACAACGUACGAGAAUCGCAACGUUACGUCGAAAAAAAGUGACAGAGUUAUGGGACUUAAUCUGAAAGCGACUGCAUCCACCUUUGUAAGGUUGUCGGAUUUGGAUAAGACGCCUAUAGCGUCCCACGCGUCGGACACUUUGAUCGUAAAAGAAGAUAGAACCGCGUAUCGAAUGUGCAACAGCAUCCCAGAAACUUCCUGGAUCGAGAGUAAGUUAGUUGUGUCUAGGACGAAUGGAUCGGUCAGACCGUUGCCCAGAAAAUUCACAUCGAUCAUGAGCACUUCUUUGCCGUCUAAACAAAAAUCUCCUCUGGAAGACCUGACCGGAGAGUACGAUGGCGAAGGUAUUAUAUCGGAAUCAGAUUUGAGUAGUAUGCAGAGUAGCAUGGGUCGUUCCGGGGCAGAAGGAAGCACAGAGGAAACGGAAACGUCGAGUUUAGCAGGAGGAAGACCAUACAACCGAUUAGGAGAAGAUCUGUUAAGGAUGUUUUUGGAAGAAAUUAAUCCGGAUGUUACAAUCGAUGUUGCUGGUCGGCGUAUAAGAGCACACAAAUGUAUAUUGAGUUCUCGUUGUCAAUACUUUGCAGCAAUUCUCAGCGGAGGAUGGAUUGAAAGCGCAGGGAAUGUUAUAUCUUUGCAAGGAUAUUCUUAUGAUGCCGUACACUUCGCGUUGUGCCACAUUUACAGUGGAGAAAGUAACAUACCAGAUUCUAUAAGCAUAGUAGAGUUAGCGACAUUGGCUGACAUGCUGUGUUUGGAGGGGCUCAAAGAAGUUAUAGGUUAUACACUCAAAGUGAAAUAUUGCCACCUGUUUCAUAAGCCUUGCCAAGUAUGCGCUGUGGGUGUCUUGGAGUGUAUGCCUUUGGCAGCAGCUUACGGUCUGGACGAAGUGUAUCGAAAAUCUCUUCGUUGGGUUACAAGACAUUUUGUACGAAUAUGGCCAUGCAAAGCGUUUGCGACUCUUCCAAGAGAACUGAUGGAAAAAUGUUAUCAUCAGCAUAUUGUGCACAUGUCGACGGACAAUGUGCUUCAAACUAUGAUGGACUGUGAUAAACUUCUCGCAACCCUGCCAAACGUUCGUUGGGCAGAACCAGUGUUUAGAAUGGUUUCGAAUUUGCUAGAAACGUCGGUCAAGUUUUUAUCGGAGAAUUUCUCAGGGGUAUUGGGCAAUGAAAAUUUUCAGUCCCUUGGCCGAGAGUUGACAUGGAACAUUAGUCGAUUGGAAGACAAUUUUUUGGCUGCUGCUGAACACUUGCCUCCCGAACAAGCGUGUAAAAGUUAUUCAAAGUUGCAUAAGAUGUUGGCUUCGGUGCAAGUGGACGAAGCACAGGAAAAAACCAAAUGGGGUCCUUUAUUCGUUGACUUUCUGAAGAAAAUACAGAGUCGUGUGGAAAAGUGCUUGGUCAGAGACGCGACUCGAGCAGCAAGAACUACAACAUGGUUAAAAAUGGAUUUAGAAUUGCGUCGUAGAAUACAAGAGUUGGCUUGCCUUGUCAUUCUACCUCAUGAAACUGUGAAACGCCAGUCAAGACAUUCGAACUUUGUCAAAGAACCUAAAUUAGCACCGAAUCGGACAACGACGAAUCGCAGUUUGGAUUUGAAGCGUGUAAAAAUGGUUAUAUCCAAACACAACGAUAAAACUUUGAAACAAAUGGUAACUGUACAACAACCGAAGAAAGUACUUAAUAAACCUAAAAGCGAUCCAUUGGAACGUAAAGUGCAAGAAGAGAAACCACCAGCUCCUCCUGCAGAAACAUCAAGACCUAAAUCAUGGCCGAAUAAAAUCGAAGUAAAAUCGAGGUACUUAGAGCCUAGAAAUAAAUCUGUUCCCAAAGAAACCAUACAACCAUCGCAGCCGCAGGAGAAGGUAUUGGUACCGCAACGACGAAAGAUAAUGAUUUCAUCUUCAGACUCGUCUCGAACAUCUAGUCCCGCCAUGAAGCGCGCUACAGAUAAAAAGCCACUGGCUAAGAUAAAGUUACGCAUAAAGAAGGAUGUGAAAGCUCUUUCCUCCGACAGUUUAACCGACCCUAAUUCGACUAAACCGACCAAUACGAAGGAUUCGAUUAGCAAAAGUUGCGGCAUCACGCGUCCCGAAUCGCCAUCUUUCAAACAAAAGAACGCCGAGGUAGGGUUGUCUGUGGAUUCGCUAGCAGAAUCAAAGAAUAAGCCUGCUACGGCUGCGAAGAAGAAAACCACUAAAAUGGAUACCUCGAUGUCCACGGAUAGUCUUAUGACCGAGAUAACGACCACGCCUAAAUCGAAUGUAUCCAACAAACUGUCGCCGACUCUAGGGAAAACGUUGAGCAAAACGCAAGCUUACGACAAGGUGAAAAAGAGUUCACCACCGAUGCAGCAAAGAAGUCCGUUGACGGCAACUCGAAGGCCUCUGAAAUCUUUGGAGAGUUCAACCGCUGCUAGUAGAAGCAGAGCAGCAGCUAUAAGCGCUUACCACGGCUCGCCUAGUUUACGAAGAAAUCUUCUCGAUGCCGCAAAGACACCGGAUAUCCCAAGUAAGUCAUUGAAUAACGUGUCUAGUAAAGUCGCGAGUACGCGGCCAGUUGCACAGUCCGCGAUCAGUCAUCCUAAUCUGAAAAGAGAAAAGAAAGAAGGAUUGCCGAAUCAACAGGGCUCCGAAAGCCCUAGUAAAAGAUCUUCCCCAAUAUCAUCUGGCGCUUAUAAAGCAAACAAAGCUGCGGUUACCAAUAAAAGGACGACUAAUGUUAAGGCCCCGAGCGACGAAAAGGUCAAAAAUAAGUGCCAUAACGGGGAAGUUGCGAAGCAACCUACGGUGGGUUCCAGAUCGGGCACCUUUCUAAAAGACGAACCCACGAUACUUAAGAAAGCCGAUAUUAAAUCUUCUCAGAUCAAUACUUAAGUUUAUAGACUGGUCGCUGUAUAUGUUUCCGUGGAUACAUUGCACCGUUAGACUUACAACUUAUAAAUAUAAAUAUAUCAAACAAAAAAUCGUCAUCUGUAAUUGCAAACGUGAUAAUUCCAACUGCGAAUUCAUACUAUGUGUAAAGAUAGAAUUACGUAUAAUUUUAAUUUAACGUAAGUUGCAGUUGACACAACCGUCAAGGGAUACAUAUAUUUAAAAUGCAUUUACUAGAUAUAUAGAAAAUGUGCUAUGAUUUUGUUGUAGCGUUAAAAAUAUCUAUAAAUGAAAUAAUAUGGCACUAGAGAUACACAAGCUUUGGAUGAAAUCGUUUUUUCAAUUAUCCGGUCUCUGGCAGAGAUUCUGUCGGUCUCGAAGUCAGAAACUCCGAUAGUCUUGUUAGCGACAACUUCGAUAUCGGUCGUAUUCGGUUCAUUAUACUUCGCAACCAUAUUGAUAAAACUAUCACGUUUGAUCGCAAGUGCAGCUAGCUUAACGUCCCACCCAAUUUUCAACCAAUGUGCGCAUUAAUAUGUCAUAGUAUUACACACUACGUACUUGUAGAUCGUAGAUCUAACAUGGCCAGUUAGAUAAUAAUUAGAUAGAUCUUUCUUUCUCUUCCAUGUUAAAAAAAGCCAUAUCACCCAAAAUUAUUUCAUAGACCCGUUUACUUGUUUAACUGGUUGCAGUUAGCGUAUAUAAAGUACACCCCCCUUGUCUUACCAUUUAACGUUGCCAUCUUACUAAUUCUGAUCAUAGGUAGAACUCUGUUUACCCUCCGGUAAGCCUGAUUAAUGAAUUAUAUGUAGUUAUUGUAUUUAUUUAUUAUUACAUUUAUACCUAUAUUUUGCAAUGUACAUUUCUAUGCAAUAUUUGUAUCUAGUCAUUUAUAUAUUUUAAAUAUUUACUUUUAUGUAAUGUUAAUAAACAAUUCGAUAUAAUGUUAAAAAA